Molecule: messenger RNA, 2388 nt
Organism: Debaryomyces tyrocola
Lineage: Eukaryota; Fungi; Ascomycota; Pichiomycetes; Serinales; Debaryomycetaceae
Source: the annotation of a GenBank genome assembly
AUGGCCGGAUCGCAGUUAAAGCAAUUAAAGGCUGCAUUAAAGGCUAAUGGUUUAAUUGGGCAAACCAAUAUUAAGAAGAAAAAUAAAAAAUCGAAAACCCCAUCAGAGACAAGAAGAAACGACAAACAUGAAAUCUUAAGUAAUAUCAGAAAAGAUUUCAACUUGUUUGACGGUAAAGUUAACAGAACCAAGCGUGAUGUUACUAUGAUUCAAGGAGGGAAGUUCGUUAAAGUUGGAUCAAAGCAACAUAGUGACGCUACCAGAGCGAAGUCGGACGUUGAAAACUCGAUGAAACUUCAAUACGAGUUAGAUAAAAAGCAACAUGGAAAGACAGGGGGAUUGGUCGAUAGAAGAUUUGGUGAAAAUAAUCGUAAUUUGACGGCCGAGGAAAAAAUGUUGGAAAGAUUCACCAGAGAAAGACAGGGAACAAACAAAAAGAAGAUUAACUUUGCAUUAGGAAGUGAUGACGAGCAAGAUGAUGAUGACAAUGAUGGCUUUGUAUUGACACAUUCAGGAAAAUCUUUAUCUCUUGACAAUGAUUUAGAUGACAGCAAAUCGAAUACCAAGUAUUACGACGAGGACUCUUUAAUGCCAGAAGAGGCUCAACCAAAGAGAAAAUCUAAGCAAGAAGUAAUGAAAGAAGUUAUAGCCAAAUCCAAAUUCUACAAGCAUCAAAGGCAAAUGGAAUUUCAAAAAGCUCAAGAUGAAAUUAUGAAUUUGGACGAUGAAUUUGGUGAUAUUAUGACUGAAUUCAACAACAACCCAGCGAAAAAAUCGCCAGCAUUUUCUAAUAAAACUCCGGAAGAAAUCGAGUAUGAUAAUAAAGUUAGGGAGUUAACUUAUGAUAGACGUUCUGUUCCAGCAGAUAGAACCAAAACAGCUGACGAAUUACAAAAGGAACAUGACACCAGAUUGCAAAAAUUAGAAGCUGACAGAUUACGCAGAAUGAAUGGAGACUAUGAUGAUAGAGAAGCAGAGGCAGAUGAUUUGGAUGGAUUCUGGAAUGGCAGUGAAGAUGAAGAAGAGGGAUUUGCUGUUGAUAACACCGACGAGGAAGAAGGGAGUUCUAGUGGCAAUGAAGAUGAUAUGGAUCAAUCUAAACCAUCUGGAAGGACUUUAAAAAAGACGAUUAUUCAAAUGCCAAGCACAUAUGAAGAUUUUAUCGCUUCAUUGUCUACGGUUGAUGAAUCAAAGCAUUGUAAUUACAUCAAGAAGGUGAUUGAAACCUACCAACCAAGGCUCGCAGAGGGAAACAAGGAAAGAAUGAAUGUAUUUGUUGGUAUUUUAUUCAAACAUAUUUUGCAUUUGGCUAAUGCACCAAAUCCACCAGCAGAAAAUAUUAAUGAAACAAUGAAAAUUUUGAAAAAACUAAGUGAAAGUUAUAACGAGAAAUUAGUAGAAGCCAUUAGAGUUGAAAUUAAUGAUAUCCAAGAAAGAAUCUUUAAUUUACAAAUAAGGGAUUUAGUAUACUUUGUGAUGGUAGGCUAUUUAUUUUCAACAUCCGAUCAUUAUCAUUUAGUAGUUACCCCAACACUUAUAUUAAUGAAUGAAAGUAUAUCAAGUAUUCCAUAUGAUAAGAAAACCACAAUAAGUCAAAUUGGUCAAGGUUUAUUUAUCGUUGAUAUUUUAUUGAAUUAUCAAGCCUUUUCCAAAAGAUUUACUCCAGAAAUUGUAUGCUUUUUGGAAAAGGCUGCAUUGUUAUUGAUCCCAGAACCAGAAAAGUUAACAAAUCAAAGCUUAUCCAUUAACAAAAUUAUCAAAUCCGAUACAAACUUGAGAACAAAAGGUAUCAAGCCAACUGAAGAUUUUAUUAAAGUAUCUGAAUUAUUUGGCAACGAUAGUCAGAUAUUAAAAUUGAAAUUAACCAAUAAACUAAUUGAUGUAUUCGCUAGAAUUCUAAGCAUCUGGAGAGAUAAUGAGGUUAUGAUUGAGAUUCUUUCAUCAUUUUCAACCUUGGCUAAUCAUUUAGCUAUUUACUAUAAUUCACCUAAGCUCAAUCAAUUGAUUGAAAAAAUGAGCAAAAUUCAAAAUAACUUAAUCAAGGAAAGAAAACCAUUGGCCUUACAACAUCACAAGGCUAUUUCUAUCGCUACAUUUGCUCCUAAAUUCGAAGAAAAUUUCAAUCCAGAUAAGAAAUCAUACGAUGUAAAUAGAGAAAGACAAGAAUUGAAUAAAAUUAAGAACCAAAUUAAGAAAGAAAGAAAAUCUACACUUAAAGAUAUUAGAAAAGAAUCUAAAUUCACAGCAAGACAACAAAUUGCUGAUAAGAAAGACAAAUACGAUGAAUACCACAAGAAGAUGGCCAACAUUGUCAAUUCUAUCUCAACUAUCGAAGGUGCUGAAAAGAAUACAUACGAACGUGAAAAGCAAAGAAGAAAAAAUAAAUAA